AAUUUUUACAUCCGGCAUCGGCUGUGGGCGGGACUGUGCAACAGCGCUCGAGGUCCACCCCAAAGCUACUGUAGGCCUACUUGCGUUUCGUGUUUGAUAGCCUACUUGCAUCAGAUCGUUAAAAUAGGGCCCUCACUCGAUCAAUUGGCUGACGACUAACAAAAUGCCUUAUGUAGCCAGAUGAUUUGGCGAAAUUGUAGAGCUACUUCAGAAUCGGUUUUAGCAACUAACUAGUUUUGAAAGUCAAGAAUAAAGACGGAAUGUCUGGAUUAAAAUCGACCUUAUAUUUCAACUUUAUUCCUGACAUUUGGAGGUUCAGAUUCAGUCAACGUUCAGAUUAAAGUUGAUAUUUCAACUUUAUUCUCGACAUGUCUAGUUUAAUGUUGACAUGUCGACUUUAAAAUUGGCAUGUCGAGUUAGUUUAAUCCCGGCAUGGCAAAUAUAUAUAUUUUUUCUUUCGUGUGGCCCGUCGUAUGAAACCGAUCUAGGAAAUAUCGGAAUCCAUGCACUUUUUCUGGUUGCUGCACAUUGGAUUUGUGGUCACACACUUGUUUGACGGUGUCGGACCAUAGGUAGCAGGAAAUGACAUCAAAUAAAGCAACAAAUUUGAUUGGCUGCCACUUGGACCGGAGCAUGCAGACAUGGACGGGCCGUGGAAUAAGAUAAACAUUCCUUUUCCAAGCGCUGUAUCUGUAUACCGAAUACCGUAUUCUGAAGCUACAGACACUGUUGUGCAAUAUGUCGUUGCGAAAAGCGAAAAGUUUUUACAAAUGUUCUGCAGCGAGGUCUUGCAGACGGAGAUCCGUGUUCUGUACGAUGUACUGUACGUCAUUAACAACAGUUUCAGGCGACACAAGCCUUUUCGCGCACUCAAACAGGUAGAGCAGUGUAUAAAUCGAGUCAAGGAAAUGAAGUUGCAAGAGGCUGUGCAGGACCUUUGGGUGGCGUGUCCUAAGAAAGCUCAGCGGACCAUGGGACUGGAGUGUGGGGAGUGUGAGGUGCCCAGUCAGGCGAUUCUGGAGUGGACGUGUGUGAAGAUGGUUGGUGGAGCCCACCUCCUUACUUGCCUCCUAGACCACUGCUCAAGGGCCUUCAUCCUGAUUAGACGGCACCUGCAGACAGGAGACUUCCUCAUUCUGAAUCUUCUGCUCAUCAGUAUGCUGUCCAGACUAUGGGUGCUGUUCCGGGGCCUGCUGCGUGCGCUGCUCCCCCUCUACCAGUGCUGCCUGGAGCUCCUGGAGCCUGUGUCCAGUGCCCGGCCGCUGCCCUACCUGAGCGGGUGCACGCUGCCCGCCGAGCUGGCCGCCACCCUGGGGCCCUCGGGGACCGCCCUGCUGGACGUGGUGGACCCCACGGGCCGGGCCAGGAGGACGGGCAGGAGGGGCGCCAGGCCCACGCUGCUCAGCCGCCUGUUUGGGCAGGAGGGGCAGGACCCAGGGGCAGCGGAGGGAGGGAGGACGAGGACGGCGAGCGGGACUGGCGUGGGCGCGCAGAAGGCCUCGCGUCUCAUAGAGGACCUGGGCAGCAUCGUACGCCAGAGGAGCCUGGACAUCAUCAGUGUAGGGGCAGAACUGGACAUGAAAGCUCUACUAAUGGGGACCAGAGCAGCAAACACACAGAUGGCUACGUUGCCAAACCAAAGACGUUCUUCCUGUCAAGAUCCAGCUGUGAUUAGUCAGAAGAAGAAAUUUGUGAAGUUGUUAGACUCCGCCACCUCUUUCAGUGACCUGGCUGUGACCCUACAGGAAGUGAUUCAGUGGUGUAGAGACAGGAAGUUGUCACAGGAGAGGCGGAGUCUAGCGUUCAUGUGUGUGAAGUGUCGCAGGAUGGUCAGCAUGGAGGCCGAUGGCCAGAGUGUGACGAGGCGUUUGCAGCUGUUCCAGCGUACUCUCAGGUGGGGUCUACUGCACGGCAGGUGGCGUUCUCCUCGACGCCGUCAUUCGCUGAGAACCCUCUGGAGGCAAUGCCUGGGCUGCAGAGCCUCCUUUAGAACACUCCGGAACCAUUACGGAACUCUCACACAAAAAAACAGAACAUUUCAAGCUGGUUCUAGAACAGUGCGGGCCGUCUCCAGCAAACAUGAAGUGUUACCACGGCAACCUGUUGAUUUCUCAGGGGAGGAGGUAGGAGGAAGUGAUGUCAUAAGCGCUGCAGUUGUUGCAGCUGGUUCUGGUGGGAAAGGAAAGUCUGCAAAGACAGUCCCACGGGAACCCGCCGAUGCAAAUGAAGAUGACAUUGAUGAUAUAUUUGCGUCCAUAGGUUUCUGACUGUGUGUGUGCUACAUUUACGAGCCUAUAAAUACAGGAAACACAAAACGUUCAUGAGUUCAUGUCAAAUAACUCCCACUAACACAGUGCUCAGCAGUAAGCUUUCAAUGAACGUCAAUCUCAAAAGAUCUCUUUAAGUUGUAAUUGGGUAAGUUAACUCCGAGUAAGUGAUAAAUCUUCUAAUAGAAGAGCUGUAUGGCUUCAUUCCCCUAACAAAACAAUGCUAUAGGACUCUUGUUGUAGGAGGUUUACCACUUACUCUGAGUUAACUUACCCAGGUUUGUCCCUAAACCACGUACUUGGAAUACCCCCCAGAGCUUCUUGCUGUUGUACCGGUUACUGUGAAAUAAAGACAGCACAGAAAUGACACAAGACAUGUUGCAUUGUGGGAACAAAGAGAGAUGCACAUCUCUAUAUUUUUUUAUUUUAUGGCAGACAUGUUCACUAUGUUAUUCAUGAGAGGUUCUAUCUUUUCUGUUAUUAUUUAUAGUUUUUUAACCUUGGUUUUGGUGAAUGUAUGAUUUGUGCCAAUGAAUAAAGCAGGUUACAUUUUC
Alosa sapidissima (American shad) is the source of this 2821-nucleotide messenger RNA. RefSeq names its product nucleolus and neural progenitor protein (gene rmp64). Lineage: Eukaryota; Metazoa; Chordata; Actinopteri; Clupeiformes; Clupeidae. Bases 642 to 2267 code for a protein of 541 amino acids. Gene Ontology annotation, cellular component: nucleus. Gene Ontology annotation, biological process: positive regulation of Notch signaling pathway. The record is from RefSeq and is a predicted model, not a curated record. The transcript has 9 exons.